AUGGACGGAGGUUCAACGCCUGGUCCUGGUGGGAGUUCAACGACAAAAGCUUCUGGGAUGUUGUACAUUUGCGGUGAGUGUCACAGCGAAAAUGAAAUUAGACCGAAAGAUCCGAUACGAUGCCGCGAAUGUGGUUACAGAAUUCUUUAUAAGAAACGAUGCAGAAAAUGUAAGAUUGACUAA
This is a messenger RNA of Enterobius vermicularis (human pinworm), 183 nucleotides long. The record is from the annotation of a GenBank genome assembly. NCBI's taxonomy places the organism in Eukaryota, Metazoa, Nematoda, Chromadorea, Rhabditida, Oxyuridae.